Besnoitia besnoiti is the source of this 2259-nucleotide messenger RNA. RefSeq lists its product as uncharacterized. The coding region runs from base 1 to 2259 and encodes 752 amino acids. The record is from RefSeq and is a predicted model, not a curated record. NCBI's taxonomy places the organism in Eukaryota, Apicomplexa, Conoidasida, Eucoccidiorida, Sarcocystidae. The transcript is spliced from 6 exons.
AUGGCAUUUGAAAGCCAGAUAUCUCCCCCCUCUUUCCAAUACAAGGUGUUGGCACCUCCGCGGCCGAAGGACGCGGCGGCACCAGCCCAGCCUCCCCAGGCCCAUCCUCCCAAAUCGGGCCGGAAUGGAUUUUUCUAUUUUUCUUCGGCUAGCGCCUCUCAGGAUGCUUCGUCUAUUCCGGAGAGGAGCCCUGUUCGUCGCUGCGACCCUGCCUUGCCCGCGAAAGGGUCUUCCGCCGCGCCAUUUUCAGCUUCCGCAACCUGUCGUGAGCGCCUCGUCGAUGUGCGGCUUCAGCCCGCGGCCGGCGGAAGAUCAGAGAAUCCACGCCCAGUCGCCUCCCCCCCUCUCCCUCAGCGGAUGCCGCGACUGAGCCAGGGCUUUGAUCGACAGGAUCGUGGUGUAGCGCUGGAAAUGGCAGCGCGGGUCAUUUUAGGUGAGGAACCAGUCCGUCCGCUGAUUCCGCGGACCGGCUUCGACUUCGCUUCUUCAACAGUCCGCUUCGCGAGACGCAGCGAGGCCGCAGACGCAGACGCGCAGCGAGAAGAGAGAGGCGGACGUCGGAGGAAGCAGAUGCAGUUUGAAGGAUGCGAGGAGGAAUUUCUUUCCCUGGAUCACGUGAAGGCGGCGACGCAGGCGGCGGCGCCUUCCUCGAGUCGCUUACCAGACGCUUUCGCGGAGGCCAAAGCCGCGCGGAGGCCUCUUGGCCAGUCCGAAGGAAACCAUGCGUCAAGGCGAGCCCCCUGCAAAAAGGAACCCGUCUUGCCCAGAGGCAAGGUCCACGUUCCUCCGGUCGCCGCAGAUGAAGUUGCUCUGUUCACGAAGUUGCAGGAAACGGAAGUCGUCACAAAAGACGACUCGAAAUCGAUGGCGACGCGCAUGCGCUGUCGAAACGUUCUGCUUUGCUACGCACUCCUCGACCCCUACAACCAGGGCUACAUUGAUGUUCAAGAAGCCUGUGACAUCAUCGGGAACAUCCAUAAACAAGAUAAAGAAGUCGCAGAGCUCCUCCUGGCGCAGCUCCAGGAGGUGCUUGCAUUCGUCUCCGCCAGAGGCGUCAUCGAGAAACAGGAUUUUUUGACGCAGGUCCUUCGGCGUGUCGAGUCUGACAUUGCAGGGCUGACGCCGUUCCACUGUCUGCGGAAUAGCUCAAACCCGAUCGCUGCCGCGUGGCAGCGGGGACGCCCCUUCACCACUGUGUUGAACCGCAGCUUCUACCAGGGCGACUACGUGCCCGCAGGCGUCAAGCAGCACGCGCACCAAGCCGAAGCGUUUGGGAUGCAGUUCAGUUUGCAGCGCCGCGGCGGUGGGCGGGUCGCGGUUCAGACGGCGGAGCCGGUCGUCUCCCAAGCGCGGCCGCGGGCCAGGGGAACGCUGGCGGACCACAUUCGGCGCGGAAAGCUGCGGCGGCUGAAGAAGGAGCAGCAGAUCAAGGAGGACCUCGUGCACAAGGAACUUUCCGAAUGCACAUUCCACCCGAAAACGACGCCCCUUCGGCCGGCCUCAGAGCCCUUUCCGUCAAGAGAAAAGGUUCGCAGAAUGGUUGAGGAGCAGGACAAUGCUGCGAGGCGGCGUGGCCUCUUCAUCGAGCACGACGUCGCGGACGCCUCGGAGCAUGUACUCGCUCUCCCCCCUGAGCUGAGCGAAGAAGACAAAAAAGCGAUACAGAAGCAACACGAGAAGGACCACGGGCUCGUCUCGAACGAAGGCGCCGGGAACUUUGUCACAUGGGUGAUGCAUAAAGGCGAUCCGGGUAUGAAUCCGCUGGAGUGGAGAGACACACUAAAGGAGAAACAGCUUCCGGAAGUGCCGCUCGACAACGACGACGACUUUGGCUGGUCCACAUGCGACAUCCGUCGCUUGCUUGAGGCGGACGUCAAGCCGGAGCCGAUCGCGCUGAAGGCGCCUCUGGGGCUGGAGCGCGGAAAGCCGGACUUGAGGCACAGCCAGCCGAGGCUCCGCGGCCCUGUGCCGUUUGGCGACAUUUUCAUUCAGGCGCCAUACGUUGCCGAGCGACAGUGCAGCAAGUUUGACAGGCUCGUCCCCGACGCGCCGGAGCCGCUCGACGACGGGAUGAGCCGCAUUGGGAUGUACGAAUCAGAGAAUCGUCUGCGCAUCGACGCGCUUCCGGCAUACUACCGCCAGCCUCUCCGCACCCUCGUCGAAUGCAAAGACUCGCAAGACGGUGGGCGGCUCCCGACCAAAAAAGAGAAAGCUGCGCGACUGCAGCAGUACUUACGGAUCCUCGAGGAAACGUGUUGA